Molecule: messenger RNA, 5511 nt
Organism: Lymnaea stagnalis (great pond snail)
Lineage: Eukaryota; Metazoa; Mollusca; Gastropoda; Lymnaeidae
Source: the annotation of a GenBank genome assembly
UAUUAGGAAUCGAAUAAAAUUUAUUCCAAGUCAGUCAAGGCCUAUAUCUGUGGUUGGACAAGUAUGAUUGGUUGAACUAUUUACUAUUUAAUACAGUAGUAAUAAUAAAGAUCGCUAGGCAAGGGUUAAGCGGUACAUUAAGCACCAAUGUUUUACACAGUGUUUGCAAAGCUCUGUUUUCAGACAACUUAAUUACUUUGAGUCUGGAAUAUUAAGGUUAAUAUUAUGGGGGAUACUGCGAAAAUGUUUAAAAAAUGAAAUAAGGUACACAAGAUAAGGGUAAACUUGAAAAAAGUCAACCCAAAACAAUGAAUGUUUCUGCAAAAAGCUUUUUUUGCAAACAAAAAAAAUGAAAAUAAUUAACUCAGCAGAAUACACUGUCUAUGAUGAGAGGAAACUACUUUAAACAGUAAUAUUACAAAACUAUUAUUGUUCUUAAUGAAGCAAUCAAAUCCCCUACACAAUUUUGUUCUACUUUAUUUUAAAUAAAUUUAACUGAUUCAAAAUCGAUUUGUUAUAUGAUCCCAUAGGAUGAAACUUCAGAUGAGAAGACUGGUUGGUGAUGCCUUCAGACUAAAAGAACUUGUUGCCAGAACAAGAAAGUGUUAUGAAAAAUAUGCAAGUUACGGCACAAUAGCUAGCAAGGGUGACAUACCUUGUGAUGAUUUGCACAGUUGCAACAGUGAACCUCACACCAAUAAGCAAACAAUAUCUCCAGAUGAUAUUUAUAGUAAAAUUAUAUUUGCCAGUGGUAAGCAAUUUUUAUUUCAUUAAUUUAUUCAUUGCUCAUUUUUAUUUACUGAAAAUAAAAUAAAAAGCUAUAACCUUAAUUUGUGAAAUAUUUGUUUUCUUGAAAAAUGUUUGUUCAAUUAAUAAUAAUUUAUUAUUAUUUAUACUUUUCAAUAAAAAUGCUGACAUUUUAGAAAAAAAGUUUUAUGUGUGUCACCUUUUGGCUUUUUGUUGAUGGAUUCUUCUGUCAAGUUUCAAAUUGAUAUAAUUUGUCUUUGGUUAAAUACUGACUAUGAGUGAUGAUUUAUAGAAAUAAUAUGGAUAAUUCAGUAACUUUUUUCUGUAGAACAAACAAAUCAUAUCCAAGGUAGAAAACUAUAACAAAAUAUAACCUUGACAAUAUAAUUCAAUUUCAUAACACCAACACUUAUUUAAAUAGUGUACAAUUUACAAUAAAUUACAUAUUUAAUAUAACUGUAAUUUAUUUUUUAAGCCCAAUUUUUUAAUACAUGAGAUUUCUAAUUAACUUUAAGUAUACAAAAAGCACAAUUUUAAUAUUGUUUUUGUUUUUCAGAUAACAUUGUUGCUAUCAACAAGCCAUGUGGAAUAUCAGUUUAUGGUAAUUUUUGUGUUUCCCCAUAAUGUACUCGUAGUGUGUUUAGAAAUGAAAUUUUACUUUAAGUUGUAUGGUAGAUUCUCCUUCAGUUCUUUAAAAAAAAAAAUAUUAAACAUUGACAAAUUACUAAUUAAUUUAUAGACUUGUUGGAAAGUUGUUCAAGACAUGGCUACUUAGAUAAUUAGAAUUAAAUUGUGUCUUUCUAAAUUAAAGAAAACAACAACUUGUUUUUGCUCAAUCAUUACUAUAAUCAUAAAAUGCUGCAUGUCUUUAAUAAAAUUAUAUUUAGUUUGACUUAUGUUGAUAAUUGUUUUGGUAAAAAUAAGCUGUCUUCGAGUCACACUAAACUUGGUAAUUAAAAGAUGUAUAUAUGCUAUUUUAAAUACUUAUCACAAACAUAUAAUUGGUCAGGUAAGAGGCAGGCUUCAACAUCAGAUGUAGGGGAAGAAUCUAACAAGCUGAGCUCAACGAUUCAUCAAUACUUACCAUACUUAAGCCAAAAGUUGCAGUGCCCAGAAAUUGAAGUGGGCUUAUCUCUCAAAAGGUAUUUCACUGAAUUUAAGAAUGUGUGUGCUUUAAUAUAAAAUGUUAAUUUUGUAUGUGUGUUCUUCUUUUAGGAUUAUUCAUAAAAACUUGAAUUAUUUACCUUAUGAUUAAUAUUUUCUUAAGCUUUUACAGUGGAGUAAUGCUUCUGUGUAAAAGCCAAGAGACAAAGAAAAAGUUUGAAAAAUGUAUUGCAUGUGCAGCAGCCCAGAAAGAACCUUUCAUGUCAUAUCUGUAAGUAGUAAUGCUUAAGCAUUGAAAGAUAAACCCUUACUUAGCUCAAUAUUGGAUUAAUGCAAAAUUGCAAGUACAAUUUAUUUUUUAAUAUAUUUUUAAUUGUUUUUUGUUUGUUUAGAGUGAUCACACUUGGAGUACCUGUAUGUCCUCACAACGUACCAUUAGAAGCUUACAUUAGCAGAGAGUUCUUACACAACAGAGAACUAGUAAGAAAUAUUAUUUAAUUGUGUAUAUUCGCAAGACACUAUCAAGGAGUAUGUUAUUAGAAAUGUAUAUCAUUUAGAGAGAAUUAUACAAUUCUUAAAAUUUAGCUAGCCACUUCUGUUGCAUUUUUAGGAAAGUUAUAUAAUGUAGUGAGUUAAAACAUAGCAGUGAUGUGGCAAAGCAUUUGAUAUCAGAUACAAUAUGUUUGCAAAAUAAUAAAAAAAAUUAUUUUUUUGUUUUGAGUGGAAAAAGGUAAUUAAAAUAUUACAAAGUUUGAUUAAAAUGAAAAUGGUCUGUAUGCAUCAAUGGGUUUUCAUUCUAUCUUCUGCUCAAUGGUGGGAUAAUCUACCUUUUUGUUUUUGGUUUCCUAUAUUUAAGCGUAUCCGGAAAUUUGAUCGAAAGAAAUUUCGUAGACGGUAAAUUGAUCGACGGUAAUUUGAUUGAACGCAAAUAUGGUCGAAUCUUUUUUUCCGUUUAAAUUUUGCUUCAAAUGUCUUUUUGAACGCAUUAUUUUGUUUUACUAUAUAGUACGGUGCGUUCAAAAAGAUACUUGACAAAAAUUUUAACGUGUGAACUGAAAAAAAGAUUCGACCAAAUUUCCGGUCGAUCAAAUUACCGUCGAUCAAUUUACCUUCGGCGAAAUUUCUUUCGAUCAAAUUUCCGGUAACCAUAUUUAAGUCAUUAAAUUAAGUCAUCUUAAAGUGCAUUAUUGUUUUUGAUUUUUAAUGUACUUUUUUUCAUAGAGCACAGUCAGUCCAAAAGACAUCCAUUCUGCUCGCAAAGAAGGCUCAAUGAUACUGGUUAAUUUUAGUGUCAAACCUUUGGUUGUGAACAAGGACACUGCAACAUCUUUAGUGGAAGUUUCAAUAAAUAAAGGUUAGUUUGAAGUAAUGGAUUUUAGAAUGGAUCUACAUGUUAAGUUUUAUGAUGUAGCAUUUGAAGUACUAGAUCAUAGAAUGGCUCUACUUGUUAAGCUUCAUAGCAUAGCCAUUGUUGUACUAGAUCAUAGAAUAGCUCUACUAGUUAAGCUUCAUAACUUAGCCAUUGUGGUACUAGAUCAUAGAAUGGCUCUACUUGUUAAGCUUCAUGGCGUAGCCAAAAUCUUUACUUACAGAUAUUGUCUGAGAAUUUAUUUUUUCAGUAUUUUCACAUUUUAUUUUAAUUUCAACAUACUUGAUGGAUAUUCUUAUCAGAUAUCUGAAAUAUGAUGGACUGUUAAAGUACUUAUGUUUGCAUAUGAAACAACCAUACUAACUGUACUGUAUAUUACUACUCAUAGUAUGCCCAAAUACUUAAAUCUACAUUUUUGUUCCUCUGCCAUGUGCAAUCUUGAGAUUGGAGGAAAUUAUCAUGCUCCCAUCCCCCUGUUGCACCCAUAAUAUUUUUUUAUUUUCCGACCCCUCUUUCCUAUGCAUAAGUAAAAAUUAACUUUUACAACCCACCCCCACCACAAUCACCUGUUUGAAAACUUAAUUCUACCAUGGUCAAAAGACAUUUAUGUUUCUAUAAUUUUAUGUUUUUAUACUUACACAUGGAACCAAACAAAAGCAUGUGACUAAAGUUGUCACUAAGUUAAUAACUAGCGUUGUGUUUUUUAACUAAUUCAUUUGUGAAAACAAAGCCAUAGCAUGACGAUAAAUCUGAACCAUUAGUCUACAUACACAUUCUGCCAAGACAACUCAACAUACUCCACUCUGUGCAUACUUAAUAUAUGGUUGGCCUCUAAAACAACCAAUUUUAUUUACUGAAUUACUCAGAACAACAUUAAACUGAAGUAAAAAACAGAUGCCAACAAUAAAGUGAGAUAUUGAUAGUGAUAGUAAAAUUUGAUACAUCAGGUUAUAUAAUGUUAUAACCUAUUGAAUCUGACAGACAGAUGGGAAGCUGUGGAAGUCCUUAUGAGUCACUAUUUAAGCCCUGUACUUGGAGAUCAUAUUUACUCAAGCAGGACCUACUCAGUUAUGGGAGUGCCAUUUUCAGCUAGUCCAUACUCUGUGCCUCCUAGCACACAGGUAAUAAAAGAACUUGCAAAACGUAAUCUACAGUCAUGUAAAUUCUGUGUUUCCCAACCUUUCUCUAUAUUCUGCAGCCAUAACAAAUUUUUAAAUAACAUUUUGAUAUUGAAAAAAACAAAUAAACAAACUAUAUUUAUAAUCAAUUUUCCUUGCCUACCCUGAAAUGCCACUUGGGGUGGAAGCACCCAAGGUAGGUAAACCCUACUUUUAAGGAAGGGGAUGGAAAAAGACAAAACUUCUAUUUGUAGAUUAAAACUAGUGGAAUAUUUCAAUAUAAUUUCUAAAGUGGUUAAACUGUUCAACUAGUCAAAGUUUGAAAUUAGAAAAACAAAAGUGUCAGGACAAUUAAAUGGUAUUGACUAACAUUCUAAACAAUCUCAUGUAGAUGAAAUUUUACUUGAAAGUAUUUAUCCUUUAAUCUGACAGAAAGUUCCACCCCAAAUCCUGGAAGCCUUGGCACACAAUGGACACUUUUCCAAAGAUGAGCCACUGCCUCUAUUUAUGCACAGAUACAAGGUGACACUGAAAAGGUUCCCUGUUAAAAAAUCACCUCCCCUUGUUAUUACUGGAGCCCCACAGAAAGAGUACAUGCAUGCUCUUCGGUGCCUAGGAUUGUAUGAUCCUUCUAUGUUUUUGUGAAAAUGUCUUGAUAAAAGGCUGGGUUUGUAUGUAAAGAUUGUGUGAUAAUUAUGUAACUGAUUUCUGCCUUUGGAUUGUAAUGGUAUUAACUAAGGCUCACUUAUCUGUGAAUUGUUUCGUUGUGUGAGCUUGGCUAAAAAGGUCACCUGUUCAAACCAGUAUUAACAUGUUUAAAAAUAAAAAAAAUUAAAAUUUUAUCCCAACACAAUAGAACAUGUGUGGCAGUUAUUAAGAAAGAAGUUCAAAGACAAACAUUUUUUAAAAAAUGCAUUAAAGACAUCUUUAGCCUAUAAUUAUUUAGAAUUUUGUUAAUUGUGUCCCAUUUACUGGUAGAUUGAUAUUGGAUAAUCCUGGAAUAUGUUUGGCAGGACCUCUUGAUCAUAGAGAACUCUUGGCAAAUAACACAAGAAGGCAAAAAAACAGAAUUUUGACAUUUUAUUCCACCAUGGAACCACAUGCCUCUCAAUAUAAAAAAAUAUCAAAUAAAGAAAAAUCUUAACACAACAAUGUAAACGUAUGGCAAUUACC